Apis dorsata (giant honeybee) is the source of this 1059-nucleotide messenger RNA. RefSeq names its product pancreatic triacylglycerol lipase-like. Bases 28 to 942 code for a protein of 304 amino acids. Lineage: Eukaryota; Metazoa; Arthropoda; Insecta; Hymenoptera; Apidae. The record is from RefSeq and is a predicted model, not a curated record. The transcript is spliced from 7 exons. Gene Ontology annotation, molecular function: lipase activity.
UUUGCACAACAGAGAACUUCUUUCAACAUGCUCAACAUUUAUUUUUAUUUUUUCUUUGCGUUUUUCAACUUCUUGUUGACAGCUACUGCUGAUGUGACGCAAAAUGUUUUUCUACGUUUAUAUAACAGAAAUGGCUCAUAUUUUGAUGAAAAUAUAAGAAAUGCCAAUAUAUUUCUUCCUUAUAUACAAAAGAAUAACUUUUUAAUGAUUUUUAUUAAUGGUCUCACUAAUGACAUAAAUUCUUUAAGUGACAGAUUAAUAUCAAAAGCAUAUUUAGAUAUGACACAGGAUAAUGUUUUUGGACUUGAUUAUCGGAAUAUUACUACUCAGUUUUAUCCAUUUGCCGUGGCAGAUAUAUCUACUGUCGGAAAAUGUGUAGCUAACGUUUUGAAUGAUAUGAUAGAAAAUGGUGUAAACCCGAAAAAGAUACAUAUAAUUGGGCACUCAUUGGGAGCUGAGCUUGCAGGUAGCAUAGGACGUCAAAUGAAAGUCAAAAUUGGCAGAAUAACAGGUUUGGAUCCUGCUGGUCCUUUAUACUACUUUCUGAAUAAUCAUUUGAGCAUUUCCGACGCUGAUUUCGUAGAUGUUAUUCAUACUGAUAUGGGAUUGGCGGGAUUGGCUUUAAGAAUUGGUACUGUCAAUUUUUUUCCGAAUUAUGGUCGUAGACCACAACCAGGUUGUUCAAUAGAACUUACAAGUAGUUGUAGUCACAGUAGAGCUUACGAAUUUUACGCGGAAUCGAUUAGAAACCAUGGAGCUUUCAUUGGAAAAUGUCAUUCAUUAAAUAAGUGCAGCGGCGCUGAAUAUAUUCCAAUGGGAUAUGCGACACCAAGCAAUGCAACGGGUAACUAUUAUCUCGUAACAAACUCAAAAAGUCCUUAUGGCCGAGGAUUUGCAGGAGCAACUUUUAAUCCACUUCUAAUUACACCUAUACCAACUUAAUUACAUUUAAUGUUGUGAAUGAUAUAUAAGAUGAAUUGCAUAAGAAAUUAUAUAAAAAUUAUAUAAUUUUUCAUAUAUUUAACAUAUAAAAUAAAUGAUUAUUAUUUUAUUUCUAUU